Corylus avellana is the source of this 882-nucleotide messenger RNA. Its product is annotated as NDR1/HIN1-like protein 3. The record is from RefSeq and is a predicted model, not a curated record. Gene Ontology annotation, cellular component: plasma membrane; plasmodesma. Lineage: Eukaryota; Viridiplantae; Streptophyta; Magnoliopsida; Fagales; Betulaceae. Gene Ontology annotation, biological process: defense response to other organism.
AUAGCAUUCCACAACAAAUUUUCUCUUGCUUUCUUUUAAUUAACCAUGGCAGAGAAACAAUCCCACCUGAACGGUGCCUACUACGGCCCUGCAGUCCCACCGCCGACCCAAUCCUACCACCGCCAUGGCCGUGGCAGAGGGUGCGGCUGCUGCUGCCUCUUUAGCUUCCUUUUGAAACUCAUAGUCUCCCUCGUUGUCAUCAUUGGCCUUGCUGUCCUCAUCUUCUGGCUCAUCUUCCGCCCCACCAACGUCAAGUUCUACGUCACGGACGCCUCGCUGACGGAGUUCAGUUUAACCGGCAACAACACUCUGCAGUAUAACCUUGCCGUCAACAUCACCGUCAGAAACCCCAACAGGAAGAUCGGAAUCUACUACGACACCAUCGAGGCCAGGGCGUACUACGGCGACCAGCGUUUCGAUGUGGAUACCUUGACGCCGUUUUACCAAGGGCACAAGAACACGAGCUAUUUGAGCGCCGUGUUUUCAGGGCAGCAAGUUGUGCUUGAAAGUGAUGAGCUCACGCAGUUCAAUGCGGAGAAGAUUGCUGGGGUUUACAGCGUUGAUGUCAAUCUCUAUCUCCGGAUCCGGUUCAAGGUCGGAAAGUUGAAAACCGGCCGGGUGAAGCCUAAGGUGAAGUGCGACCUGAAAGUUCCUCUGAGUUCCACCGGAAACUCAGCAGUUGCUUUUGAGAGUACCAAGUGCGAUAUCGAUUUCUGAUCGACCGACCUUCUUCAUGUUUGAUUGAGUGCACUACGUACUUUUUUUUUUUUGGUAUUAUUUAUUCUUUUUUUUUUUCUUUUUUGUAUGUGAUAUAUGAUCAUUCUUCUUAUUCUCGCAUACGAUGCGAUUGUAUUUGCUUAUGAGAUAGAGGGUAGAUGAUUA